CAUAAAACCAAUAAAAAAAUCGAAUAUUUUUGAAAAAAAUUGAUUAAAUUGAUCUGCUUGCUCACAACUUUAACUUUUCUCAUCUUAAAGUAAGCAGACGAGAAGGUGAUAAAUGGGGUGGAUUAUUAAAUUAUAGUAAACAAUCAUUUUUCGAUUUAGAAAUUAUUUAAAUAAUUCGUAAAAGUAAAAUUGAAUUCGUUUUAAGUUUCCAAUUAAAUUUUUUGAAUUGUUAAAUUUUCACCCAAAACAAUAUAAUUUUGGGACGUGAGAAAUUCUAGUAUAGUUGUUUACAUUUUCAAAAUUAUAUAGCUAGAUUAAAUUAUACUUUAAUUUUUGCAAUGUUUACCGGUAGAAUUGUCCGUUUUUUACGAAAGAAAAUCGUUCUUGCUAUUUUAUUCACAAUAUCUUUUUGUUAUUGUGUAUUCCAUUGGUUACCCGAAGCCGAUGACUCAAUGGCAGACGAUAAUAUGAUUCCUCCAAUAAAUCUUCCAUCUCAAUCUUUUAAAUGGCACACAUCCUAUGAUAAAACUAAUCACAGUUCAAAAAUAACCUCUUGCAGAAAUUCUGUCCAAGGAAAAGUUUUAAUUGCUGAUGAUAAAGGCUAUGUUUGUUCCAGGCAUGAUGUUUUGUCUAAUGGAUGCUGUAAUGUAGAUUCUUCUACCACAAGUCGGUACAACUGUGAAUCUUGUCAUGAAAAUGGCUGCUGCAGUAUUUAUGAAUACUGCAUUUCUUGUUGCUUACAACCAGAAAAAAGAAUGCUUUUAAUGAAAAUUUUGGGGAAAGCAUCUGAAACAUUCAAUAUUUUGUUUGCCUCAAUCACAGAUCAUUUUGAGCUUUGCUUGACUAAGUGUAGAACUUCAUCUCAGAGUGUUCAACAUGAGAAUUCUUACACCGAUCCAAAGGCUAAACAUUGUUAUGGAGAAUCUCCACCGGCAGCUCAAUUAGGAACCUCCUAGUGUUUUAAAAGGACAUUUUUAAUUUGUAAAUAUGAUGCUCCA
Molecule: messenger RNA, 998 nt
Organism: Parasteatoda tepidariorum (common house spider)
Lineage: Eukaryota; Metazoa; Arthropoda; Arachnida; Araneae; Theridiidae
Product: SREBP regulating gene protein
Biological process (GO): positive regulation of SREBP signaling pathway
Source: RefSeq, a predicted model, not a curated record